Messenger RNA from Spinacia oleracea (spinach), 1059 nucleotides. RefSeq names its product protein FAR1-RELATED SEQUENCE 5-like. Lineage: Eukaryota; Viridiplantae; Streptophyta; Magnoliopsida; Caryophyllales; Amaranthaceae. Gene Ontology annotation, molecular function: zinc ion binding. The coding region runs from base 1 to 1059 and encodes 352 amino acids. The record is from RefSeq and is a predicted model, not a curated record. The transcript has 3 exons.
AUGCGGUCUGAUUAUGAAGCUUUUGAUGAUUUAUUGAUUCAUGAUACAACUUAUCGUACUAAUAAAUACGAUAUGAUUUGUGGGCCUUUUGUUGGAAUGAAUCUUCAUACCCAAAAUAUUAUGUUUGGAGUUGGUUUUAUAUUGAAUGAGAAGGCAUGUACUUUUGAGUGGCUUUUUAAUUCAUUUUUUACUUCCAUGGGAGAGAAGCAACCUGUGACUAUCAUGACUGAUCAAUGUUCUGCCAUGGACAAGGCUAUAAGGGAAGUGUUUCCAAAAUCGAGGCAUCGGUUGUGUACGUGGCACAUUGGAGAAAAUGCUAUUGUAAACAUCAAAGGUGUUAUGGCCAAAGAAGGAUUCAAACGUCGGUUUGAUUAUGUUUUGAAAUAUACUGAUACAGUUGCUGAGUUCGAGCAUUAUUGGAAUAGUUUGAAGGAGAAAUGGUGUCCUGCAUAUAACAAAGAGUGGUUUUCUGGGGGUGUUUUGUUUUCUCAAAGGAGUGAGACUACAAAUCAUUCUAUUUCUAGGAGGUUGCAUAAAACCAACGAUUUAUGUGAUUUUUAUAAGUGUUUUUUGGAUGUAAUUGAUGAGUGGAGAAGUAAGGAGAACACGGGAGAUUAUAAUUCUUCUACUGGUAAUAAGUAUUAUGCAUGUUCGGAUAACAUGUUAUGUUUGCAUGCCCGGGAUGUGUACACUAUUGCAAUAUAUUUGAUAUUUGAGCAACGAUUCAUCAAAGGUGUUAGUUUGAGGAGUGAACGGAUUCGUUUUGAGUAUCCAGUUUCUGAGUAUAUUGUUGGGCAUCCUACAAAGGAUUUCAUUAGACACAAUGUUAGAUUUAAUGAGUUAGACAUGGUUGUUGAUUGUACUUGCAAGUCAUUUGGAGAAAUAGGCAUUCUUUGUUCUCAUAUCCUUCGAGUUUUUAUCGUCCAUAAUGUUGAAAGGAUUCCCAAUCGAUACAUUAUGAAGAGAUGGACAAAACAGGCUAUGAAUACAAUUGUUGAUGAGGGAGAAGAUAGAGAUAAUGAAGUAAGUGUUGUAUCUGCAUCGGUGUGGAGGAUGUAA